AUGUCUGUUGUCGGAUACUUAAAUCUAUUGCAUCAGUGUAGCAAGGAAAUCAAUUGGCAAUCUGAACAUGAGUGGCUGAUACUUAUUUACAAACGUUUUAUUCCUGAUGGCUCGGAAGACGAGAUCACAGACGUUAAUUCGUUGUUCGCUAAACUGGAGGAGAAAAGUCUUCUUGGAAUUGAUCGUCUUGAUAUAUUAAAGGAUCUGCUAUUAGGGAUUAGAAAAUGGGAUCUUCUUCGAAUGGUAGACGAAUUUGAAGUUAAGAGAAAGGACUACAAACAGUUUCUGGAGAAGAUAAGUCGUGCACUCGAUGAGUCCAAUGAACUGCAACGACUUAUUUUAAUCUGCAAAAGACAAAAUCUGAUAGCUCACGAAAGAGAGGAACACAUUGCAAAUGUCAAUGCACUGUUCACAAAGCUGGAAGAACAGAACAAUCUGGGAAUAGGAAACCUUAGUAUCCUGAGAACCCUAGCAACUGAAGUGGGGAAACCAGAUUUGUGCAGACUUGUGGAUGACUUCGAGGAGAAGAGAAAACAAGAAGACGAUGCCGAGAGGAAAAGGAAAGAGUGGGAGGACUACAAACUAAGAGCACGAGGUAAGCAAUAGUUUCCAACUGGAUUCCUUCUUUCGAAACACUUUUGAACUUCCUCGACCAAACGUUUACUCCUUGAAAUCGCCGAACAUCGUCAAUCAAAUUUAGGUUCCUUAUUGUUGUGUUAAUUGCCAGACCUCAGUGUAAUGUCAGUUCAACCGAUUGUCUGAGAAUGUAUUGAGAACUUUAAAAAUCAGAAACUAAGCUGACGAAGAUGACAUGCAGGACUAUAUUGUCAAUACGAGUUAGUCGUCACUUUUACUUGCCUGGAUGGAAACCAAGUUUAGACGCUCAGCCAAAAUGCUACGGCUACGUUGCCGGUUGCGAGGCGAGUGUUUCCCUACUCGAUAUUCCUGAGAUUUUACAAAGGUUUCUGCUUAAUUUUAAGCUCAUAGUGUGCAUAGAUGUGCGAACCUUUUUUAUUAUUUUAUUUUUGAUGUUAUCGAAGAGGGCACAAUUAACUCCUUCUUGAAGGUAGAUUAGAGUGCUAGUAAGACAUGUUUAGACAAUAUUUUGGGCGAAUAAACAUUAAUUUCGUGCCCAGGCCCUCCACUGUGUUCUUUUCAAAAACCGCGAGACGCUGGUUAGAGUUAAAGGAGAAUUUUGCAUGUAAGGUUUACAACCUCAGUGCAAAUACAUAUAGCAACUAACUAGUAUACGCGGGAUGAGACUCCACGGAGUAAACAAAUGCUUGAAAUAUGUCUUCAACUGCGUUAAAAACUCGUCUGUGCCUAAAUCUUACCGGUUAGAGGUACGCCCGAGGAGCACCAGUGACGAGAUUCCGAGACAGGUGAUUAUCGGAAAUUGUCGGCUAUAAGGCGGACUACAACAGCACCACCAUUUGCGAUUUAACAACAGUCAAGCGACGUGAUUGAACCAGACAUGAACAUUAUAACAAGCUUUACAUAUGAAGAAUACAUUCUUGAGUUUAAAUCAAGGAAAUUUCGCUAAAUUUUGUAUGGCUGUUUCCUUCACGCUCGUCGAUCUUAAGUUUCUUGUUUAGCAGAGUUUUAGCUUAACACUGUAGCCACUAAGACCUGCGUUUGCAAAGGUAAACGAAACUUAUGAAUCGUAUGGACAUUGUAAUGCCCUUGUCAUAGUGCUACUGGUUAGAAAGAUCUCCAAGAUGAAGUUUGUAUUUUCUUUUACCUCUAGCCGGUAGGAUCUUAGGAUACUUAGAAAAUACAACCGGCUAGAGGUACAGCUUGCAUAUUUAGUCGACUUUGCACAAUUUUUAAUACGGUUUGCUUCACAUUUUACUUUUCUGCACUCCAAAUUAGUCUGACACUGCUUUGAAUCAUUUUUUUCAAGAAUAAGUAUAAUUUUACUUAUUUUUAUUUGGUCCUUUAGCUCUAGCCGGUAGAAUCUUAGGGGACUUAGAACAUACUACUGGCUAGAGGUACAGCAUGCAUACUCAGUGGACUUUGCCCAAUUUUUUUUUAUGGUUUGCUCCAUAUUUUACUUUUCUGCACUCCAAGUUGUGGUCUUACACUCUCUGGAAUCAUUUUUUUCUUUUGUCUGGUCUUGUACCUCUAGCUGGUAGGAUCUUAGGAGGCCUAGAAAAGACUACCAGCUAGUGGUACAGUUUGCAUAUUUAGUCAAAUUUGCCCAAUUUUUACUGCGGUUUGAUCAUUUUACUUUUCUGUCCUCCAAACUAGUCUUACACUCCUUGGAAUCACUUUUUUCAUGGAAACAUUUGCAUUUUUAUCUCUCUUAUUUAGUCUAUAACUUCUAGGAUCUUAGGAGGCAUAGAAAAUACUUGAAGUACAGCUUGCACAUUUAAUUGAUUUUGCCCAAUUUUUUUUUCAGUCUGCUCUGCAUUUUACUUUUUGGCAUUCCAUUUUAGUUUUAUACUACAUUGGAAUCAUUUUUUCUCGGAAUAUCUUCUUGUUCCUCGGUCAUGUACCUACCACUGCUUAUUUGAUAACACAGCAUACAAGUUGUGAGCAUGAAAUGGCUCUUAAUGGGGAAUCAGCUGAAACUAAAGCAGGCAUUAUUUGGCAAUGAGCAAAGAGUUUCUGGUUGGUGUUCAAAUAAGAAAGGUUUGAUUUCUUUUUAAUAACAGCAAUUUUUAUUAAAAAAUACAAUAAAUGACACAGGCACAUCUCAUUUAAAUAAUUGUACAAUUUCUGUAGAUGUAGAUGACCAUUCUAUAUUUUCAAGAAUAACUUGCAUACAUGCUGUUAAACAUCAUUGAAAAUACAAAGAGAAAAUGUCAAUUUGGUGAAUUAAAAUCAUGUUAUCCUAUGACUACCUAAAGAUGACUUGAUUUUAAUAUUUCAGACAAUGAUUGGCCUUGUCAACAAUACUUCUGAUCAAACAUAAAUAUCAUGAAAAUAGAGACCGUUCCUUUCUAAGAAUUCCAUGCACUCAUACUUAGGUAGAGUAUUACAUGAUGAAUUUCAAUAAAUCUGGUUGACAUGUUCACUGAAGCCUAAAAUGAAUUUCAAGUCAAAUUCUUCUAAAACUGGUUAUAUUUGUAUAUAUUGAGAUAAAUCCACAUCCAAAGAAAAUACAAAUCAGGCUGGUUCAAAAUUUAUUCACUUUAAAUUCAUUUAAAACAUAACAAUGUUAAUGAUUUCAAGCUUACUUCACACACGUAAGCUGCCCCUUUGGCUUGUGGUGUUUUCUGAGUAAUCCAACAUCUUACUACCCAGAUGAACAGGACUGCAAAGUAUGAAAAUAUACCUAUGGAGUGACUCCACAACAGUUUAAGACUACCAUGAAAUAUACAAAGGUUUGUCCAUAAAUCAAGAAGUAAAUGAAAUGAGCUAAAUUCACCAUAAAUACACGAAUUACCUCUAGCCUGUAGUAUUUUCUAAACCACCUAAGAUUAUACUGGCUAAAAGUAAACGACUAAGAAACAGGAGGAUAUUCAUGAAAAAAGUGAUUCUAAUGUAGUGUUAGACUAAAUGGAAUGCCAAAAAGUAAAAUUCAGAGCAAACUGUAAUAAAAAUUGGGCAAAGUCGAUUAAAUAUGCAAGCUGUACCUUAAGCUUGUAGUCUUUACUAAGCCUCUCAAAACCCUACCAGUUGGAGCGGGUACAAGACCAAAUAAAAAAUAUAAAUGUAAAUGUACUCUUGUAAAAAGUGAUUCCAAGGAGUGUAAGACUACAACUUGGAGUGCAGAAAAGUAAAAUGUGUAGCAAACCACAAUAAAAAUUGGGGCAAAGUCCACUGGUAGUUACUAAAACAAGGAAUGACCUAAAAUGCCCUAAAAUAACCUAAAAUGACCUUGAGUGAUUUCUAAAAUGACCUAAAAUAACCUAAUAUGACCUUGAGUGAUGUGAACAAUGCGACGUCUAUGUCGGACCGGACCGUAUCGGAUCGGAUCGGAUCGGAUCGGAUCGCUCAUCUCGGUUUGCGAUAUUCGAUCCUCUAAUUGGUUCAAACAGGAGAAUCAUUGUAUUAGGAAGUGUACCAUGAAACAAAUUUGCGCUCCCUGAUUGGUUAACUUAAAGCAAGUUUGUUAGGUGGCCACUGUGAGGUGCAUCAUCCUGUAAGAUUAGGACAGAAUCUUAUAAGACUUUAGGCUUGUAUUUUAUUAUUAUAAUAUUUAUAUAUAUUUUACAAUUCUUCGAUGUUUUAUAAGAGACACAACCCAAACAUUUUUCUUCACAGUUGCUAGUUUUGUUGAUAGUUUGUUAAGAGUGUAAUAUCCAUUGAGGACAGGAUAUAGAAUUCAUGUGGAGAGUACGUUAAGUACCGGUAUUUAUUUGAUAGUCUAAUGUAUUAAAUAUAUGCAAAGAAUGCAAAACUGUGGUUCCUGUUUCCAUGUUCUGAAGGCUCUUGAUAUCUCAAACACUUUAAGAAAAAAUUUUUAAAAUAGCUGGAGUUCAAGGUAACCACAAAUAAGUUUCUUUUGAAAGUAGUAAGAGGUUUUAGGUAUCAGUGAGUAAGCUCUGUUUUGAAGAAAACCUUAAACACAGAAAUAAGAAGUAGCCUCUCUCAAUAUCUUUGGCUUUUUGAGCAAUGAGAUUGACUAGUGGUACAUUUUGACCUCAGGACUGAGCAUUAUAUUUCCUCCCCCCAUUCCAUAAGCAUGCAUGCACCACUCGGUACGUCCUAAAGGCAAAAGCUGUGCCAUAGAAUUCCCGUAGUUUGUGGGGGGAUGCAUUGAUCAUAUGGUAUUGAUAUGGGACUGUAAUCAGAAGUGAACUCGAUCAUUACUACAUGAUAUGGGAAUUGUAUGGAACUUUUAGAAAUUCAUAGCAUUCUCAUAUCAGAUGUUACAGUAUCAACGAAUGAUAUGGGAAUUGGAUGAGACUUUACAAAACAUGUAACAUUCCUACAUCAGAUGCUAGUAUGCGUGGAUGAUGAUGAUGAAUGGGAAUUACAUGGAACUGUGCUAGAAGGGCCAGGGAUCAUAUGGAAAUGGUAUGGGGCUGAUCCAUAUCAUUCCCAUACCAGAUACUCUGGGGAAUCUAUGGAACUGUGCCAAAUACUUGGCAAUCCCAUAGUUAAAGACAAUAGGAUCAAAACUGAAUGAAGACAGUGGCAUAUAUGGUUUUGAUAUGGAAGCAAUAGCCCAUACUACAGCCAUAUACUACCCAUAUAUGGGCCAUAGUCUAUGCCAUACCAUUUCCAUACUUGGACCAUAUAUGGCCCAUAUGACCAGGUUUAGUAAGGGUACCAAAGUCCACUAAAUAUGCUGUACCUCUAGCCUGUAGUAUUUUAAAGUCCCCUUCAGAUCCUACCAGCUGGUACAAGACGAAAUAAAAAUAAAGGAAUGUACACGAAUUCUUAAAAAAAAGUGUGUUAGACUAAUUUGGAGUGCAGAAAAAGUGAAAUGUGAAGCAAACCGUGAUAACAAGUUGAGAAAAUAUGUAAGCUGUACAUCUAGCCAGUAGUAUUUUCUAAGUUUCCUAAGAUCCUACCGGCUAGAAGUACGAGAAAUACAAAUUUCAUCUUGGGGAUCUUCCUAACCAGUAGUCUUAUGACAAGGUUAUUAGAAUGGCGAUAUUAUUCAUGAAUUUCGUUUGCCUUUGCAAGUGCAGGUCUUAGCAGCUACAGUGUUGAGCUAAAACUCUGCUUAACAAGAAACUUAAGGUCGACGAGCGCGAAGGAAACAGCGAUACAAAAUUUAGCGAAAUUUCCUUGAUUUGAACUCAACAAUGUAUUCUUCACAUGUAAAGCAUGAAAUAAUGUUCAUGUCUGGUUCAUCGCUUGACUGUUGGUAAAUGGUGUUACUGGAAUAGUCCGCCAUAUUGCAAUAGCCGACAAUUUCCGAUAAUCACCGGACUCGGAAACUAGUGCUCCUCGGGCGUACCUCUAGCCGGUAGGAUUGAGUCAUAACCUGCUAUUUUAAAAAUACCUUGGUAACCUGGUCACCCUGGAAAAAACGCUGCUGCAGUAACGAAGCCGGUCAAACACUGUGCAUACAAGAGAGUUUGAAAACAAUAGGAGAGAUUUCCGAACGCGUGUGUAGGGUAAAGUAUGAAAAAGAGGAUUAUAUUCCUAACUAUUCCAAUGCGUAAGACAAAUGAAAAAAGGAUUUUAGAGAAAGAUUAAUUUAAAAAUCUUGGCUUUAUUUUAUAUGAGAUAUCCCAACUGUUUUUAAAGCAGAUGCUUCGUUUCGGUGGUAAAAGAAAGUGACAGAACCUUUCUUCUACCUUUAAUUGCCGCACAGUCUACUGUCCGUUAUAAACAUAGACCUUUGAUCGUUACAUUUCCCUCGGUUUUUACCGACAACUCCACCAUGAACACAACGAAGAAUAACUACAGCCAGCACGUCCAAGUCCAGAUCAACAAUUUGUAUUAGUCAUAGCCCCAGAAACGUCGAACUUUCCAUGGAAACUGCGGAAAACUACGUUUUACUUUGAUAGGAAGUUAUCUAUCGUAGAGCGCAGUGCAGUCAUGUGACCGCUGUAUUUGCUGUUGUAGUUGAGUAGAGAAAAGCUUUUUAGUUGCUUCUAUUCCUUGAAACAGGUCUGCAAGAGAUACAAAGAUUUAGGUUUUACCUCUUUACUGAUCAGUUCAUCCUUUACAUCUGAAAAUCAGCUUAUAUAUUCUCCAUACUGUUCUUUAUACAUUUGCUCUGUCACUGACAAAAGAGAAUUUAGUCAACAAUCAAGGGCUUAUUAAGUUUGCGAAUCCGUGGGCCUGAUGUUUGAUUCAGCAGUACUACCUUAGUAAGACAUUAGAUCCUGUAGUCAUCCUCAGGGGUUAUAUAGUUAAUUUACCAGUGAUCAGAUGGCCCUGCUGGUCGUAAAUGUAAGCCAGGUACGUGAAAAGUCUGCAGUGAGAAGUAUUUCAUAGAUUAAUGUUCACGAUUUCUCUCCCAGAUAAUUAUUGAUUCAAUAAUCGAUUUAUUAAACAUUCCAGCUCAAGCUACUUCUGUUCUUGUUGGUGGAAUGACAAUUGGGGAAAGAUUAAUUGGAGGUAAGAGAAUGCGUUAAUUUAUGUGCCUGAGUGACAAAGCCAAAUUGUAUGGAACCUGAAACCUGAGACAGCUAAACCCGCUACACAAUGCGUUUAGGAGACUCACGCUGCUAGAGUCGUUGCGUGGUUAUUGCAUACUUAAGACCAACAUCGUCACCCUCACCAGAAAAUUACAUGCAAGGAUGGGAACCAACAUAUAAAUUUGCUCCAUAUCUGGUAAAUAAACAUAGAAAUUGCUGAGUCUGGACAAUAAUUGUUAAAGUGCAGUCCUUGGAAAACUCUUUUUCAUUUUUUUUUCUGUGAUCGAAAAAGAAUACCUUAUGUUUAUAGUCCAUCCAUGUCUCUUUAUUCAUAGGCUUCCUUGUCGUCUGUCCCAGUGACGUAUAACUUUCGAAGAUAACAAUCCACUCAAAUGUAGUCUUUGUUAGGCUCUCAGGUGCUGGAGAUAAGUAAAGACGCGAGAAAGCGAAUUACACGAGGAGUUUGUGAAGGAGUGCUAUCCUUAGCCAACUCUCCCCCAACGUUUAUUUCUUUGCUUAGCCCCACUUUUUCGGUCAACUCCACAAGCGUUAAGUAAACUAUAUGAUUGCUACAUUUUUUAAAGUUGUCACGCCUCACUGUACUUUCCGCAAUGUUACUGGUGGUGCUGUGGCCGUCACUACAUGGAUGGUCCUUCGCAGGAGUCCCAGUAUGGAAGCAUUUGUCAAUGCUUUCAAAGAGGCUGUUCUUCCAUUUGGAAACUACUUGCGUGCAAUUAGUGAAGGAUCGAUCCGGUUUACGCUUCAAGCAGAAAAUAAUUUCGCUCUUGACGCACUAUGGCAAAGUUAUCAGGAUGAAACGCUACUGAAAAAUUUACAAGAGUUUCUCGUUACUGAGGAAAUAGAGCAGCUGGCAGGUGGUGAAGUGACAUUGACUGUGUACAUCGACGAAGAUGAAUACAGAAAUGCUAUGUGGGAUUUGAUGAUAUCAGGAACAGAAGGUAGUUACACCUUUAAUAGUCGCGCCAUUAUGCAUGACUCCUUGUGCGAGAUGAAUUAG
Pocillopora meandrina is the source of this 8010-nucleotide messenger RNA. The record is from the annotation of a GenBank genome assembly. NCBI's taxonomy places the organism in Eukaryota, Metazoa, Cnidaria, Anthozoa, Scleractinia, Pocilloporidae.